Molecule: messenger RNA, 1671 nt
Organism: Microbotryum saponariae
Lineage: Eukaryota; Fungi; Basidiomycota; Microbotryomycetes; Microbotryales; Microbotryaceae
Source: the annotation of a GenBank genome assembly
AUGCCUCCACUUAGUCACCAGCAGCUUGCCGCCGCCGUCCUCAUGUUCCAUCGGCCAUCAAGAGUAUCGCCCAUGCAUGACGCCCGCCGUUCGCAACCUGAGUCUCGUCGCUAUGGACUCCCUCGCUCACCAACACUCGACAUCGUAGAUAGGUUUCCCCUCGUGGCCGUUGUCCAACACGACCCCUCUCAGCACCCGAAUGACCCACUUGGAGUUUGCCCUUGAUGCUUAGCAGCGCAUCCGCCCGAUUUGCAGUAGAUCCUUUGCGCGCCCGCUUGCUAGAACCUUGUCAGACUCGCGCUCCUUGUGCUUCCCUUCCUCUUCUCUACCGCUUCCCGACAUUAGCCAGACUGCUAAUCUUCGGUAGAGAACAGAUCAUCCAGCCGCACCGCCGUCUCGUCAGACCGCGUCUGUGCCGCCUUGCGACUUCUCCCAAUCGGACCGUCCGUCGCAACCGUAGCCACGUCGACGCGCCCAACAGUAGCCCCAGCGGUCGCUACACCCAGUUCCGAAAAGUUCCACGACCUACACACUACAGUGAACAAGGUGCGGUUCCCAGGGAGGGAGGACCGUGUCAAGCGUUUCCCUGAUGGGACUUCUCAGAGCGAUAGGAAGCGCUUCUGGAGAUGGCUUCAUGACCGGUUUGCGUCUGCUGUCGAGCAGGACACCCACUGGCGGCUCAUGUACGACGUGACGCCGACGCGCAAGAGGCAGCAUACUCAGGGUCAUGCCUCUUCGCCGACGUGUCUGUUCUGCGGCAACGAUGCAGCGGUCAUCGAGACGGUGUCCCACUACUUUUUCGAGUGCGCGUACUCGACCAGCUUCUGGGGUGGGGUGCUACGCAUUCUGCUUGACAAGCUCGGCAUCGAGGAUACCGACGUCGAUCCGUCGACGUUCACUCCGGAGCAGCUGACUAUGGGGCUCCCCCUUUUGCGGGGUCGUGGGAGAACGACCUCGAAAUGGAUGUGGGUUCGGCUGGCCUGCGCGAUCGGCUUCCAGCGGCUGCACCUGCUCCGCUGGCGCGUUCAUCAGCGGUUCGAGCUGGACAACGUCGUGGCCCCUCCCUCGCUUCCCAGUACGCUCAGAGCGUUCGAGCGAGAUUUUCUCUCUCGAGCGGGUUUUGUGCCUGGGGUUCGAGAUUGGGAGGUGUGAUGACCGAGUUAAGUCCUUCCUUCCCAUUUUCCUCCCUUCCUUUUCGGUCAGAAGCUGACUGUCUUGAAACUUGUUGCGCAGUGGAAGGCUGCGCACCUCUCCCUCUCUCUACUUUGCGCAGUAGCGAUUUUCGUUCUUGGAUGGAUCGGCAAGCCGGGUCGAUCGUCGUUGCGUUGGAGGCUUUGUGAAGUUCUCCCCCCUCUUUCCCCCCCCCUUUUUUUUCCCUUCCCUUCCUCUUCUCUUUCCUGUUGCUCGGUUGUUGACUACGCUUCAGCCACUUCUCCUUUUAUUCCUAAGCCGUGUGUUGGAUUCCGUCAAAUAGAUCGUUCGUUCGCGUUGGUCAAGAUCUACGGCAUGGAUCGGGAAGAAAGGUCGCUCGUUUCUUGGUCAAUAUCCUCGCGUCAAGGCGAGGCUCGUUUCGUGGUAUUGGAUCGUUUUCGCUUGGCCCCGACGGCUCAACAGCCAGCACUCGAGACUCAGCCAAGGGAGGACAUCAGGCGCUGUCGGGGUGACGAGUAG